Molecule: messenger RNA, 429 nt
Organism: Rhipicephalus microplus (southern cattle tick)
Lineage: Eukaryota; Metazoa; Arthropoda; Arachnida; Ixodida; Ixodidae
Product: E3 ubiquitin-protein ligase RING1
Cellular component (GO): ubiquitin ligase complex; PcG protein complex
Molecular function (GO): chromatin binding; ubiquitin protein ligase activity
Source: RefSeq, a predicted model, not a curated record
AUGACAUCGAACGGCCCAGCAAGUUCCGCCAGCGGGAAGUGGCGUCUGAGUAGCUACGAGGAACAGCGGACGCCUCAGGAGGCCAUCACGGACCACACUGAGGCAGCUGUGCAUGCCGAUAGCGUACGUAAAGAGUUCACGUGCGCUGUGUGCAUCGGCCUGCUCAAGGACACCGUCAGGGAGUGCGGGCAUCGCUUCUGCGAGAAGUACAUCACUACGGCUUUGGAGAGGGGCAACCAAAUGUGCCCCUUGUGUCGUACCAAGAUCGAGUCUGAGCGAUCGCUGCUGCAUGAUCGUCGCAUGGACGCUAUGAUCACUGCUCUUUUCUUGAACAAAGAGGAACAUUACGCUACCCGCUUGGGCCAUUCGGCUGUGCGAUCUGGUGACCAGAACGUUCAAACAACUGAAAACAACAGCACCGAGAGCUAA